Pimephales promelas (fathead minnow) is the source of this 784-nucleotide messenger RNA. NCBI's taxonomy places the organism in Eukaryota, Metazoa, Chordata, Actinopteri, Cypriniformes, Leuciscidae. The record is from RefSeq and is a predicted model, not a curated record.
CUUUGUAAAUUUUAAUCGAAUGGAAGUAGAUCAAAGGUCCAAACGCCCACGAGACAUAGGCUAAUGCAAUCCUUUCUUCUUAAUCCCAACUCAUACUGCUAUUUGUCUGGAAAGGCGAAGUGCAUAGUCCGACAUGAGUCAUGAUGCAACACCUUUUGCAGACCAGUAGCCUACUUCCUGGUCUUAGAAACAGGAGGAGGUCUGCAACAGGCGAUACACGGAUCUAACUCCACAUCUCCGUGCUUAACUCUAUCAAAAUAAGGAACUGUUUCGAACCACAAUUAUGACUUCGGAUCUGCCAGUUCUCCUCGCCGGAGUGACAAUGCUAUCUGCUCUCCACAUGGGAUUUCAGGCAAGACGUGUGGGGUGGUCGAGGAUGAAGCAUAAAAUUAUGCCACCCACUGUUACUGGACCACCUGAGUUUGAAAGGACAUUUCGUGCACACCAGAAUAGUGUAGAGUUUUAUUCCAUUUUCCUGGCGGUAUUGUGGAUCUCUGGCAUCUUUUGCAAUGAAGUGCUUGCUGCUCUUGGAGGAAUCAUAUAUAUUGUGGGCAGGGAGAUGUACUUUACUGGCUAUAUCAGGGAAUCCAAAAGAAGGUUGCCAGGGUUUUUCUUCAUGCUGUCUGUCCUGUUAUUCCUAAUUGUGAUGGCUACCAUUGGAAUCAUUCAAUCAUUUUUGGACAAAUAUCUCAACAUCAGACUUUUCUAAAGAAUUUGAUUCUUAAUUUGAAAAAAAAAAACUGUUUGCAUUCAUUUAUCAAAUGUAUACAUUUUAUGCAUGUUU